CUGGAACGCUUUGGUUUUGGAACGGACUUCUGGAACAGAUUAAGUUUGAGAACAAAGGUACCACUGUACAGAAGUUGUGUAUGGUGAAGGAGACCAUCACUCAGGCUGAUGCUGUGCAGUACAGCGGCACUGUUUUCCCAACAGCAACACUGCACGCUUGCAGUCCCCAAAACAGCUCUUUCUCACCAGUCACCUCUGCAAACUGAGGCAUAUUCGUGCUACACCUAUCAAUUGCCAAACUGUUGUCUUCAUUCCCAUUCCAAACAGGCGAGGUGUCUUCAAAAGCUAACCAGCAGCCAUAAAAGAGACAUCGAUGCUCGUUAAGCAAGCUUCUUCAGCUUUAUGAGGUUAUUUUGCAUUUCCCAGCAAUAUGCUUGAGCUUGCAACUGUGCAAUGCAGGAACAGCACGUGCUUCUCCAAGCUGCAACCAAUUUGCGUUCCCCUUUACGCCCAGAAGGUUGUUCUAAUUGCAAGCCCAGACAUCCAGAAAUAUUGUGUAUCUAUUUCAUUUAAUAGUAUUGGAAAGCAGAGUAUCAUUAAUUUGGGAGAGAUGACAGUAAUGACAUUUAGGAAACGCAAACAAACUCAAGGAGAUGGCCGCUUGGUGCCAUACAGCCAGUGGAAUUCUGAUGUCAAAUUCUAACCUAGUUUGCUUCCUAGCAAUAAUUUGAGACUUGGCAACAAACUGAACAAGCAUGUGCAAUUGAACAAGCUGCUAAACAUCUCCCAGGUCAGAAAUGGAAGUCAUUUGACUAUUUAAAACAGGUGAAGAAUUUGAGCCUUUGAAUGAAACACUAGUCAUGUAACAGAUAUGGUGUUUCUCUCUCAACAACAAGCACCGUUGCCGUGCAGAGAGAUGACGCUCUUCUUUGUCAUCCUUGUGGAUUAUUGUACAAAAUUGAUCUUUUGGAGCUGGUUUUUGAUCUGCACAUCUCAGUUUGUGAAUUAGAAAAGAUGCUGAAAAGAUGAACCGGCAAGCACUGCCUGAAAAAGAUCCAACAUCUAUAAUUACUGCUGGGAGAUCCUGAAAGAUGAUUUAUUUGAGACAUUAGAAUGCCCAGCUACUUCAAAUGGGCUGUCUUUGCUUCCAUCGCUGUGUUGAGCUUUGCGUCUUUUAUCUUGAUCCUCGUUGCAAUGAGCACCCAGAAAUGGAUGACCGGAAAAAUCCUUUGCAAAACAGGAGCUGAGCUGGUCAAUGCCACAGACCCAGAGCUAGUCAAAUUCAUGGGGGAAAUUUACUACGGACUCUUUGGAGGUGGCAAAAUACGCCAAUGUGGGUUAGGUGGGCGGCGAUCCAAAUUCACAAUAUUUCCGCACCUGGUGAAGAAAUUGAACACAGCUCUCCAUGUGGCAAUUAUCCUUUUCCUCUGCGUGGCGUUUUCUUUUGCUCUGGUCAGUUUGGCAUUCUGCAUAUUCAACAUAAUUAAAGUUCCCUAUCGGGCUAUUAAAGGUCCAGCUGGAAUCGCCUUGUGGAACGUCCUUGCAGGUGGCUUUGCAGUGCUGGGUGUGACUAGCUUCAUGGCUGCCGUCAAACUGCACAACCUGACUGAAAGGAUUGCCAAUUUCCAGGAAAACGUCUUCCAGUUUGUGAUCCUGGAAGAACAGUAUGAAGACUCUUUUUGGCUUUGCGUGGCAAGCGCGACCAUUCAUGGUGUGAACUUGCUGCUAGUUGCCAUCAGCGCAAUUCAUUUCCCUAAGCGGAAGACAAAGACAGAAGAAGCAAAUGUUGCAGCCGAAGACAUCAUGUACUGAAUACCUAACUUGGCUGGCCCCAAGCUUAAGACUUGCAUCAUCUGUUUAUCUGCACUAUGCGAAAGAAGGGUAACGCUACUGUCGGAAGGAGUGCCUGAGUGUGGAGGAAGUGCAGCGAGAGCCACAAGUUGGUUGGUUCAUGCAAAUGCUGAGACCAAAAUGCCCCUGGAGGGUCCACUAAGCCAAGAAGACCAUUCCCACAUUCCAUUAAACUCCUGGGAAGCUUGAGUCUUUCCCACACUGGGUCAAAAUUUCCCAGGAGGCCAGCACAAAGCAAGAAGACCCCUUCCCAUUCUCUCACUUGGACCUUGCCCAUAGAACUCCAAAACUGUACAGCUCAUCUGAGGAGGACGUUUGCCUCGGGUACAAUGCUGUGCAAUGGGUAAUUUAUGCCUGGACUCACUCAAAGGUAGUUUAAAACACAGAGGAAAAAGCACAUACCACCUCAGAAUGUGGGUGUGACAUUUUUCUGAAUGCUCCCAGCCUAAAAAUCCUUAUGUGCAAAGUUAACAUGGCGGGAGAAGGGCUGUGCAGAGAUCUUUCUCCCUUGACCACCUGGCUUUCCACAUUUGCAGUGGAGGCCUCGACUUUAGAGUGAAUGGGGUACUGAAUAGCCUGGAGAAGAGGAGGUUAAGGGGUGAUAUGAUAGCCAUGUUCAAAUAUAGAAAAGGAUGUC
Messenger RNA from Podarcis muralis (Common wall lizard), 2428 nucleotides. The record is from RefSeq and is a predicted model, not a curated record. NCBI's taxonomy places the organism in Eukaryota, Metazoa, Chordata, Lepidosauria, Squamata, Lacertidae.